Molecule: messenger RNA, 2388 nt
Organism: Papaver somniferum (opium poppy)
Lineage: Eukaryota; Viridiplantae; Streptophyta; Magnoliopsida; Ranunculales; Papaveraceae
Product: beta-fructofuranosidase, insoluble isoenzyme CWINV1-like
Exons: 9
Coding region: 1-2388 (795 amino acids)
Biological process (GO): carbohydrate metabolic process
Molecular function (GO): hydrolase activity, hydrolyzing O-glycosyl compounds
Source: RefSeq, a predicted model, not a curated record
AUGGCCUUGAAUAAUACUGUUAAUCAUCAUGGAGUUGAAGCUUCUCAACCUUUUCCUGGGAACCUUACUCAAAAUGAUCAACCAUAUAGAACUGGUUAUCAUUUCCAACCUUCAAACAAUUGGAUGAAUGAUCCUAAUGGGCCUAUGAUUUACAAUGGAAUAUACCAUCUGUUCUAUCAAUGGAGAACUCUUACUGGUUUAGUUUGGAGUAAAAAAGUAUGGGCUCAUGCAACAUCCACUGAUCUCGUAAACUGGAUUCACCAUAAACAUGCGAUUGUGUCGUCUGAACCAUUUGAUAUCGAAAGUGUUUGGUCAGGUUCAACAACAUUUGUACAAGGAAAGCCGAUUAUACAGUACACAGGAAUCAUUAAAACUGUUCCAUGGAAAUACCAAGUUCAGAAUAUGGCAGUGCCUAAGGACUUAUCUGAUCCUUUCCUUAUCGAAUGGAUCAAACCAGUUGAACAUAAUCCUGUUAUUAAGCCCGAUGACGGUAUAAAUUCUAAUGCAUUUAGGGAUCCUACUACUGGUUGGCAAGGUCCUGAUGGAAUCUGGAGAAUUACAAUAGGAAGCAAAGUAGGCAAUGAUUUUAUUCAUUGGAUUAAAGCUGAACAACCUCUUCACUCGGUGAAGCAAACUGGAAUGUGGGAAUGCCCGGAUUUCUUUCCAGUAGCAAUUGAAGGUAAUGAGGGUGUGGAUACUUCAGUUCUUGGUCCUAGUGUUGAACAUGUGUUCAAGGUGAGCUUGGAGGAUACCAGUCAUGAUUACUAUACUAUUGGGUCUUAUAACCCUGAAACAGAUAUAUAUACUCCUGAUGAAGGAUCCAUCGAUAAUGAUUCUGGUUUGAGGUUUGAUUACGGGAAGUUUUACGCUUCAAAAACAUUCUUCGAUAAUGAAAAGAACAGGAGACUAUUUCGGGGUUGGGUAAAUGAAUCUAGUAGUGUAACAGAUGAUGUGAAGAAAGGUUGGUCCGGACUACAGGCGCUUCCCCGAACUCUAUGGCUCUUGGAAAAUGGAAAGCAAUUGAAGCAAUGGCCUGUUGAAGAGAUAAAACAACUUCGCACAGGACGAGUUUCUUUACCUAGCAAAGUUCUUGCAGGGAAGUCAGUAAUGGAAGUUCCUGGUGUCACAGCUUCACAGGCAGAUGUAGAUGUAAUAUUUGAACUUCCAAAGUUAGAAGAUUGUGAUAUCAUGGACCUUAAUUGGGUCGCUAAACCGCAACUACUUUGUAGUUCAAUACCAGCAUCAGUACGUGGGAAAUCAGGGCCAUUUGGUUUGUUGGCUUUGGCUUCUAAGAACUUUGAAGGACAGACAGCCAUUUUCUUCAGAGUAUUCAAUCAUCAAAACAAAUAUGUUGUGUUCAUGUGCAGUGAUCAGAGCCGGUCUUCUUUGGAAGAAAGCAACGACAAAACAACUUAUGGAGCUUUUAUUGAUAUUGUCCCUGAUCAAGAUAAGCUAUGUCUAAGGAGCUUGAUUGAUCACUCAAUCGUGGAGAGUUUUGGGGUCGAAGGAAAAGCUGUUAUAACAGCUAGAGUAUAUCCAAAAUUGGCUACUGAUAAUGAAGCUCGGCUUUAUGUAUUCAAUAAUGGUACUGAAAAUGUGAAGAUGUCUAGUCUCGAGGCAUGGAGUAUGAAGAAAGCUGAAAUCAAAUAUCUUGAAAACCUGAAAAUUUCUGAUGCAAGAUUAUUUUUCAAGAUGGACAAAAUGGGUGUUAUGGGUAAAAUGGGCUUAAGCAAUGAAUGGGAUUUUGGUGUUGUUUCUGGCCAAUUGGUGAAUUUCAUAAAAUCAAGUGUUUUCUUCGAUGUUAAUGUCCCACCAAGGUUUUGCGGAAUCUUGUCUAGAAUAUUAAAGGUGCCUCAUAUGCAAGCAGAUGAAAAACAUAAAGGAUGUUUUACUAAUCUUAUGGAUAAGGUGCAAAACAGAUUAUCCAUACACAAGGGUAAAACAAUGUCACAACAUAGAAAGGUUACAAAUGCUGAGGUAAAUGAUUUCAAACUCAUUAAGAGGUAUUCCUAUUUAGUUGGUGCAUAUGAAUUCUGGUUUGAUAUAGCUACUUCCUUCUCGUUUGCACUAUAUGUAUGUCCAAUAUUGAUGGCCAAAUACAAUGGCAAUUGUGUUCAUGAGAUGAUUAGCAAAUAUGGAUGUCAACCAGAUGUGUUGAAUAGUGAAACAGUUGCUUGUAUGUCACCUAAUGGUGGUUUUACUAAUAUUGCUUGGGUGUUAUUUGGUAAAAUUUCUGAGAGAGAAGCUUGGUGUCUGUAUGGUGGUGGAGCUGAUUUAAUCUUUCAACUUAAAAUUGCUAAAAUGAGUGACAAGUUGAUCGUUGAUGAAAGUCUGCUUGUUAAAACCAAUUUUUCUCGUUGGAUAUACGAUCGUGGCAAAGUGUUGUAA